AUGAAGAGGAAGGACCAGAUUAUCCUCGACGACAUCUUUGAAAAAACGGACUUCUCACAACCCCAACACCGGAAAAGCCCAAAACUUGUUGUUCAACAAUACCCAACGGCAACUAAAAAGCAGUUGAAGGAUAUGGAAAAGGAUCGACUUCUCAACAUUUCAUUCGACGAGUUUGACGCUGACCAACUUGAACAAUUGGAUAUCUUCCAAUUGCGUUUUCUAUUAGAAUCGGGAGCUUUCCCAAUGAGUUCGAAUCAGAAGUUGUACAUCAAAGAACACAAUUUACGACAAAUGUUGGGGUCGAUGUUUCUGGAGAACUCAUCCCACAUCAACAGAAAGGAGUUCCCCAAAUUUUGUAACUUCUUCUGUCAGAAGAGAGACGAAGUUACCUGGGAAACAGUCUCUGUUAUUAAUUUAUUCAGUGACCAAGACGAAAGAUUAAAUGACCGACGAAUUAAACCAUAUCAAAACGAACCGGUUCAACGAUUUGAUGUGGUCCACAAACAACGACUCACGCGAGAAAAUAUAACAACGGGAGCUACACUGGACGACUAUCACCACCUCAUUUUAAAUCAGUUUUUCCAACGAACGUCGACACUCCAAUGGGACAGGCCAAUACAAUUUAUUUCCAACGAAGACAAACAACGAGUGAACGAAGUGUUGGUCGAGCCCGGGAAGUUCAAUCGGAGAGAGGAGACAAACACCCUUUUCGGGUCGUUUUGGGGAGGGUUAAACGUGUUUGAUAUAUACAAACCUGGUGUUAGUGAAGAGAUGAAAAAUGCGCAAAACGUCUUUGUAAUACAGUUGAGCGAAAUUGUAUGGUGUUUUGGUCCACUUGAUGGACUUGUUGUUUCAUUCUUCUUCUAUGACUCAAAGAAGAACGAACGAGUUACAAGUAGUUACUUUGAAAUUAUGCAACAAACUGAUAUGUCAGUGAUGUCGAAACUGGGGAGUACGUUUGCGGUGUCACUUGACCAGAAACAAGUUGAAAAUGCGGGGUUGUGGGGUGUCAUACAAAUCUAUAAGAUGUUUGAUGGUGAUCAGAGUUUGGACGGGUACAUAGAAAAUGGUGAGAGUAAGAUGUGUGUCAAAAUGAUAGAUAAACAGAGAAGCGCGAGUUCCAAACAACGGAGUAAGAACGAAUUUUUUGUCCAAUAUUUAGGCACUGGUGUUGUUGACUUAAAAAGUGAUUUACUGGAGAAUCGAAAAAGUUACUACAACAUGAAAGUGUAUUCCUGUGAUGAGAACGACUUGUCCCAAUAUUAUAAAAAUGUUGAAAACGGGAAGAGUAAAAUACUAAGUGCGUCGUGGGGGUUUAAAAUAGAGAAAUUGGACCACUUCACUGCUGCCAAUUUGAUCAUCACACAAGACGGUGUCAUUCAAAAUGUUGAGGCGCAGCCAGCUGAAGCAAAUGAAAAGGAGAAUGAAGAGAUUCCGAUGUUAUACAACAUAGUCAGACUCAAAUCGAGUUCGCAAAUAUACACGGAUUUCUAUAACACCCUUUUCAUAUUCCCAACAGAGAUUGUGGUUCCAAAGGAGAAGAAGAAGAAUUGUGGGUAUUGUAUUACAUGUCAACUUCGGUCGGACGAUAUCAUCAAAUUGACACAACCAAUUUUGUGCUUUUACUCAACGAGUAAUAUGAGCAACUUGUUGUUGGAUAAAAUCAAAACGUCUGUGACAACGGGAAAGCAAAAUAUCUUCACCGACGAAAUUCGAAUGAAACUGCCAUUUCCUUUGACGGUCAAACAUCACUUGUUGUUUACAGUCAGUUUGGUGUGUUCCGACGACUUCUCCGAAAAGGUCAUCUUUUACGCAACACUUCCGUUAUUUAGAAAUUCAAUGAUCGUGUCGUCGAUGACGUACUCUCUUCCACUGAUCCGAGGAGAACCAACUGACGGGUAUUUAAACCAAAUUUCUAUGGAUGGGAUGAAGUGUUCGUUGAACCUUAAAAUUGACGUGCAGUCGACGAUCUACCCCCGCGAGAAAAACGUGUUUAAAUUACUGAAUGGACAAUUGGCUGGUAUGGAAGGAGCACUCGCGUCAAUUCAAGUCCAAGAGGCAAUUCAUUUUCUUCCCUCCAUUGUUGAAUUUUUCAUUAUGAAGGCAAAGGAGAAUUCACUGGAGAUUUCGUACCUCUUUGACAUCUUUGCCAAAAUCGCGAAUUUGAAUAAAGACCCAACAAAGCGGUCGAAGUUCCUCACAGACUUUGUUGUGAAUUACUCCAUUGAAGAUGACAAAGCGGACGUUAUUGUCACCGAACUGAUAUACCAAUUCUUUGUGAGAAUAUCGGACUCCUUUGGCAAUUUAGAAAACGUUCUGAAACACUCGUGGGUACUUCUUAAUAUCUUGCUGAAAGCAAUGAUUGUCAUGAUUCACAAUAAAAAGGAGAUCGAAAGUAAAUUGGCGACCGCACUGAUUCUUGGGUGUCGGAAGUAUUCACAAAAUCUGCGGUACAUGAUAAUCAACAGGGGAAGUCGUGGGGUGCUGGAGGGUAAUUACAAUUUCGGAGAGUUUGUCGAACGACUGUAUUCCCUCAUCGACAAAGCUACACUAACAAGCAUUGUAAUCAAACACAUGACAAUUCUUAGUUCAUCCCUUUCGACAGACGAAGUCAACAAAUUGGACAAGAAGAGCGACGCUUUUCAUAUGCUUGGGUUGUGUCGCAUUCAGUUUAUUGGCGUGCUUGGAUUUUCGCCAAAUUUCAUUCUGUUCAACAACCCAAAGCAAUUGCAGUUAAACUCCAUUGAAAUGAUGGGAGACUACUUUGCAGAGAACCACCUGGUCUCAACAUAUUUUGUUCGUGAUUUGCUGAACAUCACUUUGCGCGAAAACAUUGUUGGUAAAAUCGGGAUGUAUACUUUAGUGUUGUUAUUAGUCCAUUUUAAUUACGACAGUCGCUUCCAAGAAAUGAAUCAACAGAGUGAGGUGUCGUCGAUAUUCUUCGAAGUGUUGAUAUACCUUCUCGAUGAGUUUGAGAAGGUCAAAGACUUUCACUACAACCCGUUUAGUAUUCAAGACGAAGAAAUUGAAGAUAUCAAAUUGAUGUAUCUUGCCAUGUUCUACAUUCUCAAACAUCUGUCCUAUGACAUAUUUAAGUCGUGGUUUGAAAAGGAAAUUCCAACGCGAAUGGAAGUGUUUCUGAUCCACAUUCGUCGUGCUCUGAUGCUCUUUUCACAUUACCCGUUCUUACCAAAAGACCCAAUUGUAGAAAUCCAAAUACUAAUAGCUACAUUAAGAGAGAGUGUCGAAUCAUCUGUCUCCCCUUCAAACCAUAUGAUGAGAAACACCAUUGCAAUCGAUUUUAAAACAAAACCAAGUCGUGGCUCGGCUCGACUGACAACUCGGAUGGCAGGACAAGACUUUUUGCUCUCUUCUGAGUUUGGCCAAGACAUCACCAAAGCCGAUAUAAUUCCGUCGCAAUCGCUGAAACCCGAGAAGAGUGAAAAAGAGUUGGAGGAGAAAUUGAAACAACGCAAAAAGGGACAACGCAUUGAAGUUCGAAAUGUUGUUCGUGAGAUGAGUUACAUAGCCAUGGACUGCGCUGAAGCUCUUUUUGAACGAUUUGAAAAUGGCAUUGAUGGUGGACAGUCUCUUGAGAGACUGGAGGAAAUUGUUUCAAGCACUUUGUUUUCCGUCGACGAGAGUGAAGAAUAUUUAAUGAAACUUAACGAAUUCAUCCGGACACUAAUUCUUCGCCACCGACAUUUUUUAUUUGAAGGCAAUUCACAGUUUGGUGGGAUUCUUCUUAAAAACCUGCUAAAGAACGUCAACUCCACACAAGAAAAUUUGAAGCGCAAUUCAGUCGACUUGGUAUACACGAUGCUGAAGAACAACUUCAUCUUCUCGCAGAACAUUGAGUGUUGUAUGUCCGAUGCCGCCGUUUCCCUCUCCGAGUUGAAUUACAACGACAUCGACGAAUUCCGGAAAAUGAUUCGAUCAUUGCCAGUCCAAGCUCAAAAGGACUUUGACGACUCUUAUGAGUUGAUUGCGCAACUUCGGAAAAGGUAUUGGGAAGAAGGUCAGAAGAAUGUCAGUUCGUUGGUGUCUCUCCAAAAGAUCAAUUACGUUGUUGAAAUCGGGGACUUGGAUGUCUUUGUAGUAUUCAUGGACUCUGUGAUGGAAGUGUACAUGGACGUUAUACGGAUCGUCCAGAACUUGGACACAAACGAAGUCUUUGGAGAAUACAUCGACGUCAAAAGCGCCCUUCUUGGAGAGUUAAAAACUGCGAUGCUCUUUUCAGAAGACGACGUCGAAGCACUUAAGUCGAUCAAAAAGAACGUGGGAAAAGGAUUUGAGCAAAUUCAACUGAAAAUUGAGUCUGGCAUUGACAAAUACUGUCAGUUCAAUAAAAUCUAUUUCGAAGAAAGUCGGAAACUCGAGAAUGACAAAGUGAAAGACGAGAAGAGGAAAGAGGCUGUGUUGGAGAUGGACCAUUUCUUCGACAUAAUCCUUUCAAAAAUAGGGAAGGUUUUAUUGGACGGGAAAGUCACCGAAUUUUUGAAUGAAAUUAAGACUUUCAGCGAGCGGUGGGAAGACGCGAUUUUUGAAAGUGAAGAACUUCAAAAAGUCACAAAGAUGAUAUUAGAAAAGACAGAAUCGAUACUUGCAGAUUACAAUUGCAAGGUCACCCAAAUUGAUACCGCAUUUUAUGAACAAAAGAAGACCGACUUUUCACGAGACGAGUCAAUCAUAGACGAAAAAACAAAGAGUAAAGUGAAGUACAUUCAAACGCAAUACGAAACAUCAAUGCAAGAAAUUUCUGAGACGAACAGAGAAGAGUAUUUAGAAAACGUGUUGCACAGCAUUACGGGGUUAACUGAAAAUUUCUUGGACCUUGAAAUGUCAAUUGAGAAGAACAGAAGCGAUCGUUGCGAGGUUGAAGAGCGGUUCUGUAACUUCCAUGAGUAUCAGGCAGUCAUUGCUGUUGGUAUACAAAUAUGUGAAUUUUAUAAAACAGUCAAAGAACAAUACAACGCGAAGAAAGAGGAGAAAAGGAAGAAAGAAGAAUGCCUGUCGGAGGAAAUACACUUUAUGAUCGAAGUGAUGAAGUCGUACAUUUGGACUUCUAUUGGUUCUAACAUUCUCCAAGUACAUAUGAGAGAAUGUGGAAGUUAUUUGAAAGCAGUUUCAGCAGCAGCGUUUCUUGUAUUACAACGUGAAAGUGAGGUGCAAAAUGGUAUUCUUGAAUCGGAAAAAUCUUACACAAAAAUGGUCUCCGUGAGAGGGGAAAGUUCUCUCAAGUGUACUCUUGAGAAAAGUUCAGUGUUUAGCCAAGUCCAGAAAUUUUCCGAGGUGAACAAGAAGAACCAAAAACUGUUUGCGGAGUUGGCGGAAUGUUCCAAACAGAUCAGCGCAGCUGUUCUUAAGGAAGAGCAACAAGAAGCUAUUCGGAAGGAGUAUGCAGUUACUUUACAGUAUUUGUUUACUGCUACGGAAACCUUUAUUACACACCCACAAACUAUUAAUCAAGCUGUCUUUAAAGACGUUCAAAUCCUUUCGCAACGAAUUGGGCAAUUCGAGAAUUCGGACGACAAAUUUGGUAAAUUAAAUAGAUAUGUCGACUAUAAGAUAUGCAAAGACCCGUAUCAAACGAGAGUGAACAAAAUCAUGGACUCGUACUCCGACAAUAUGCUUGGAACGAACACAAAAAAUGUGAAGAAAACUGCAACAAUAAAGAAGAAGAAUAGACACAACUCAAACAGUUUCAAACCGAAUAUCCCCGUUUUGAAGGGAAACAAAUUUUUUGGAGCGGAUUUGGAGUUCAACAGAGACUCGUUCAUAGACGUUUCGAAGAGUCAGCAAAUGAAGUUUGUCGGUGAUUUGAAGGAAUUUGUGUUGGCGGGAGACACCAUUUUACUCAAAUUGAACGACAUCAAAAAUUUGACAAGAGAGAAGUCGACUGAAUUACUUAUUGAACGGUUCAUGACAUUUGCGAAUGAGUACCAGAACACCGCGAGAGUACACAUUGCGUGGGUGAAGAAAAUGGUUGAUGAGUAUUUGAAGGAGAAUGUAUUGUGUGAAGCUGGUAUAUGUUGUUUACAUAUUGCGCUGUAUAUUGGCCUGUUGUACGAUUUCAAAUGCGAGAAAUUGCUUGAGAUGUGCGAGCGACCGAAUGUAUUGGGGAAGAAGAGUGGCAAUGUAAAGGAGAACAUGAACAUAGUUGUAUCAAGGGUGAAGCAAGCGGCGGAGUUGUUUGAGGCGUGCAAGCGGACAAAGAUGGCGAUAAAGUGUUACUUUGUCUUAGUUGACAUUUUUGAGGCAACAAAACAAAUCAAAGAGCUUGAGAUAUGUCAUAACAACCUUGCAAAUUUGUAUCAAACGAUUUCGAAUGAUAACGAUGAAUUUGUGGACUACUAUUAUCUUGUUGGGAAGAAUCAAAAGUCGUUCGGAUUUAUCAAUAGAAGUGAAAAGAGUCUUGACGACUUCAAAAAGGAGAACAUCAAUAAAGGGAAUCUUGAAGAUGUAGUGAGAGUGUUUCCCGAAAAAAGUUACAUAAAAGGUGAAGAGAAUGGUCGGACGAGGGUAUUUUACUUAGAGAAAGGUGGCAAAAGAGAGAAGUUUGUGACUGAGAUUGCAAUGCCUUCGAUGUUAUUGAAGCAGAAAGUUGUUGAGUGUUCCAUUGAAGAUAUCAAAGAAAGCACACAAGAAAGUAAGGUGGAGAGAAGCGAUGAAAUGUAA
Messenger RNA from Entamoeba invadens IP1, 6678 nucleotides. RefSeq lists its product as hypothetical. Gene Ontology annotation, molecular function: guanyl-nucleotide exchange factor activity. The record is from RefSeq and is a predicted model, not a curated record. NCBI's taxonomy places the organism in Eukaryota, Evosea, Mastigamoebida, Endamoebidae. The transcript has 3 exons. Gene Ontology annotation, biological process: positive regulation of GTPase activity; small GTPase-mediated signal transduction. The coding region runs from base 1 to 6678 and encodes 2225 amino acids.